AUGAAGGAAAAUCAGAAGGAAUCAAUGAAUGUAGACAUUUAUCAACAGCAACAUCAAGAGCAGGAACAACAACGAAAUCAGCAAGAAGACAUCCGGCACUUGUUAUCAACAGGACUUGAUUUCAAUCAGUCACUUCAGCAGCAAGACGAUCAAAUAGACGCUAAUACUUAUUUUGAUGCAUGCUCAGACUCACUAAUGCAACACUUUAUUCAAGAUCACACGCUCUAUGUACAACGACAAAACACAAGCAAUGAUGCUUAUCUGAAUAUCCUGAAUGACGCAUCCAUCCCCACCCUACAUUUAAUGCCUCUCAGUAAUGUAAGCAACGUGACAAAUGCCAAUACGAAAGAAGACUCCACUCACCAGCAAGAUCAGCCGAAAGUGAGAGGCGAGCAAGAUGUAUUCAACGAACUACUGCAAAUGGCGGCCUCCGCCUCCUCGACAAACAACACAAGCAGCAAUUCAUCCUGGCUUAAUGAAUACAAUGAGAGUCCACUUGAAAAUUCCGUAUUCAUUACCAAGAAUGAUGAACCGAAAUUCUUUGACGAUUCAUUCCUAUCCUCGAGAACAGGCAACAUCCAUUUAAAACCGCUAGAAUCCAAUAUGAGCAACAUCCAAAGCAUCAAUACCCCUUUAACACCUAUGGAAAACGACAGCCGAAUAUACAAUUUGGAGAUAGUACAGCAACCAGAACGAGCCAGAAUGUGUGGAUUUGGUGAUAAAGACAGACGGCCCAUCUCCCCUCCUCCCAUACUAAAAUUGUCGGUUCUUACCAAGAAUGGAAUAAUCAUAGAUCCAGAAACAUUUGAUGUGUCAUUUCUAGUGGUUACAUGUGACGCUCACCAGCAAUUCGAAACCUCAGAUGCGGCUGAAAAUUUAAGGAAUGUGAAGCCUAAAAUUGACACCAUCCCAACAGUGGCCAUCGAUGAGAAAGGUAGAGAGCAAUACAGUGCCGUUCGAAUGCGAAAUCUAGCGGGUGCCACCGUGGCAUCUGCCGAGAAGCUAUACGAUCUGGACGGGAACCUAGGCAUAUUUUUCAUAUUUCAAGACAUCAGCCUAAGAAUUGAAGGCGUGUUUAAAUUGGAGUUCUCGCUGGUGGAUAUAGAAAAUCCACCAUUUUUACACUGUGUCAAUACUCACUCUGCAAGCCCUGUGCUAAAGACGAUCGAAACCAAGCCUUUCACUUCGUUUACACCCAAGAAUUUUCCCGGUGUUGUCCAAUCAACACCGCUAUCCGAGUGCUUUGCUAAACAAGGCGUCAAGAUACCAGUGCGCAAGGAGAAGGCAAAAAAACAGAACAAAAAGGUGUUCUCUACAGCGCAGUUUCUGUCAGAUAUGGACAAAGAUUGCUAA
Molecule: messenger RNA, 1353 nt
Organism: Mucor velutinosus
Lineage: Eukaryota; Fungi; Mucoromycota; Mucoromycetes; Mucorales; Mucoraceae
Exons: 5
Coding region: 1-1353 (450 amino acids)
Source: RefSeq, a predicted model, not a curated record